Molecule: messenger RNA, 1170 nt
Organism: Sparassis crispa
Lineage: Eukaryota; Fungi; Basidiomycota; Agaricomycetes; Polyporales; Sparassidaceae
Exons: 3
Coding region: 1-1170 (389 amino acids)
Source: RefSeq, a predicted model, not a curated record
AUGUUUUCCGACCUGAAGGGCAAGCUGGUCCUCAUCACUGGCUGCACCGGAGGCAUCGGGCAGGCGACUGCACGUGCCUUUGCCCGCUCCGGCUGCUCAGUAGCAGUGCACUACCAGGCGGCAUCCUCGCGCGCCAAAAAGGCAGACACGCUCCUCUCCGACCUCACCGUUGCCAGCUCCGACGCGCGGUUCGCCGCCUUCCAGGCAGACCUAUCGAACUACGACGAGGCGCGCCGCCUCCAUGUGGAGGUCAUGCAGCAGAUCGGGCACCCGGACAUCCUCUUUGCGAACCACGGCAUUGCGGGGCCUAAGAUUGGCCCGCAGGGCGACAUCAAGGACGUGCCCGUAGAGGUGUUCGAAGAGACGUGGCGGAUGAACACCAUCACGAGCUACGUGCUCGCGCAGCUCCGCGUGCCGCUCAUGGAACCGCAGAAAUAUGGUCAUGUCAUUUUCAUCCCUUUGCCCGAAAUCCAUGGCACUCGUAGACUGACACAGACUCCUUCGACCCUCCUCGCGCAGGCACACAGUGGCGCGACACCGCACUGCGAGCACCGCGAGCAUGACCACGGCGGCCAUCGCCGCGCUUCGCUGCAGCCGCUGCAGGACACGCCGCAGUCGCCCUUUUUCCCACUCGUACUCGCACCGACGCCCGUGCACAUGAAGAGCAGCAGUCGGAAGCCGGGGCAUGACUCGCGUGGCGGGUCAUGCGAGCAUAUCAGCGUGCAGCCCCUGGCGCCCACGAGCCGGCGGGCAAGCCAGCAGCAGGUGCGGGAGUGCGAGAGGGAACGGGAGCGGGAACGCGAGAGGGAACGCGAUGCGGGGCUCAGCCCGCACCCAUAUGUGACGGCGCCGAGCUCGGGCAGGUACCGCGCGACUACGUACGGGCAUUCGUCACCGGUGCCGCCGAACAGUGGUGCACCGCCGGUGAACGGGAACGGCACGGGGGCACGGAACACAAAUGCGUCCGAGUCCUUUGUGUAUGCGCAGACGCCGCAGGGCAAGGGCAAGGACUCGCGCGAGGACACAAUGGCGGGGGCAAACCGCGUGGAGCCAAACGGCUUCGGCGUGCGGGCGCGCGGGAUGAGCAUGUACGACCGCGAGCACAUGACGAAGGUCGGGGAGCAGGAGACAAAUACUUCUUGCGACGUAUAUGGUAGUCAGUGGAAAUGA